AUGUCUGAUGCAGGUCGUAGUCCAGGACGUGCAGCAAGAGCUGGUUCUGGAGGAGCUACACUGCGGCAAAGACGUGGUGGUCCUUCUGCAGGUUCAGGGCGUUCAGCACGGAGUGGCGUGAGUAGUGGUGGUUUAUGGCGUUUUUAUACAGAAGACGCGACAGGCCUGAAAAUAGGACCAGUCCCAGUACUCGUCAUGAGUCUUGUUUUCAUAGCUUCUGUUUUCAUACUACAUAUCUGGGGCAAAUACACCCGCUCACAUCACUAA
Messenger RNA from Brugia malayi, 267 nucleotides. RefSeq names its product Protein transport protein SEC61 beta subunit, putative. Gene Ontology annotation, biological process: intracellular protein transport. Gene Ontology annotation, cellular component: Sec61 translocon complex. The transcript is spliced from 2 exons. The record is from RefSeq and is a predicted model, not a curated record. Bases 1 to 267 code for a protein of 88 amino acids. Lineage: Eukaryota; Metazoa; Nematoda; Chromadorea; Rhabditida; Onchocercidae.